Molecule: messenger RNA, 969 nt
Organism: Colletotrichum higginsianum IMI 349063
Lineage: Eukaryota; Fungi; Ascomycota; Sordariomycetes; Glomerellales; Glomerellaceae
Product: Arca-like protein
Exons: 2
Coding region: 1-969 (322 amino acids)
Biological process (GO): positive regulation of transcription by RNA polymerase II
Cellular component (GO): nucleus
Molecular function (GO): transcription cis-regulatory region binding; DNA-binding transcription factor activity
Source: RefSeq, a predicted model, not a curated record
AUGCCCACUUCGGGAGAAGGACCUGCGAGGAGGCCGGGCUGCGAGAGUUGUCGUGCCAACGAGACCGGUGACAGUGUCAGACACCGUGGAGAGCCGCAGUAUGAGUUCUCCGAGUCGCAGAAGUGGUGUCGGUUAUCCGGCAAGAGACUCCGGUUCAUCGACGAAACAGCCGAAAUCAACAGCAUACACAACGACGGGUCCGAUUCCGAAGACGACACCCUCUCUGAGGUAGAUGCCAUCCUGACCAGCUCUACGGCACCAACCACAUCACAAUCCGUCAUCAAAGACGCUCGAAAUGCCCAUGUGACGCCCUUAGAAGACAACGGCCUGGUCCCGAUCCCGGUCAUACGCAGUCGCGAGGAACAAUCGCUUCUGCCCAUCGAGCGAGGCCAGCCCUUUCCCUUGACGAGUUUACCAGCCCCGGAACCCCAACCCGCAUUGCGGAGUCUGCCAUCGAAUUCCCUGAAUCUGAACCAUCUCGCUCAAAACGUCUCCUCAAACAUCCGAAGCCAGUUCCCAGGGCCGAUCGGCUCCAUCAGUGACAUCGGCAGCGGCAGCUCGGCCGAGGACCCGAGCCUUCCGGAGCCGCGUCGGUUCUUCGACAGUACCAGUCUUCCCCUGAGAGACCGUCGCGAGGCGUACUUGGUCCGGUUCUUCGUCGACCACAUCGCACCGCCUUUCGACUUCGGUGAUACUCUCAACCGGGUCUCGACGUUGAUCCCGCAGUACGCCGCUCUGAGUCCCGUUUUGCUCAAUGCCGUUCUCGCGCUGGCGGCCAAGUCCAACGACCGAGAGGGAAAGCUGGCUUUCUUCGACAAGCCGGCCAGUCGGUAUCAUGAUAUCGCCGUGGAUCUCCUCGAACCGGUCUUGAGCGACUCGCACUCAGAAGUUGACGAGAUUCAGUUUGCAGCGGCCGUACUACUGAGGAUCUAUCAGAUUAUCGACAGUACGUUCGUCGACUUCCCUUAG